Cryptosporidium ubiquitum is the source of this 1158-nucleotide messenger RNA. RefSeq names its product DnaJ domain-containing protein. The record is from RefSeq and is a predicted model, not a curated record. Bases 1 to 1158 code for a protein of 385 amino acids. Lineage: Eukaryota; Apicomplexa; Conoidasida; Eucoccidiorida; Cryptosporidiidae. The transcript has a single exon.
AUGAUGGAAAGCAUUCUUAUUCAAGGCCUGGUUGGAUCAGUAAUUACUUAUAUGGUUUUCUCCAGGGGGAAAAACAAUCAUCUUUUAUUCCCAAGACUUAAUAAGUUCAGACACAUUAUAUCCAUUUCUCUAUGUUUGUGUAUUAUAGCUUACACUAUUGCUUCAAAACCUCUGACUUACUAUGAUAUUAUUCAAGUAGAUAGAUGGGCUCCCAGAGCCGAACUUGUUCAAUCAAUUAGAGUUGCUAAAAAGAAAUAUCACCCUGACAAAAACAAGCUAGACGAGAAGUCAAACUAUACUGAACUUUUUUAUGAAAUUCAAAAAAUUGAAACUGUGUUCAGUUCUGAAUCUAAAAGAAAUAAUUAUAACAAGUAUGGUGACUUUAGAGCUGAUGGGAUUAUUGAAGACAGAAAUAUUAUUCUAUGCCUUAUACUAGGUAUUGCUUUCCAUGUCUACUCUUGCUUAUUUGGUCUAUUUUUGUCUUUUCCUUCUAUUUUCAGAAAGUCAAGAGGAUUAUUUCCAGUAUAUUCCAUUGCAGUUUUCUGUGCUGAGCUUCAUAUGAGACUUUCUGAAGAUCCAAAUCCACUUUCAUUUUUACCAGUAAUUGGGGGGUUACUACCCUUUGAGAAGAUUCGAAUUUUGAGAUCUCUUUUUACAUGUGUUUUAAUUAUUUCCUUCUUCUAUGCCUCCAAUAACUACAGAGAUUAUGAUGAAAUUCUAAAUGGUAUGCUAAAGGGAAACUUGAUCACAAAUAAAAGGAUUAUUGAUCUGACUCAGUCCCUAAUUGUUCAGCUUCAAACUCACGGAAUAGGCUCCACAUCUACAACUAGUAAUCAAAGCAAGAAUAAAAAGAAAAACAAUCCAUCAUCAUCUAAUACUGCUACUAAUCCAAAGAUUAAAGUGGAUAGUGAUAAUGAACAAGAAAACCCUGAAUUGGAGGUAAUACAUCAACUCAGUGAGCCUCUCAAGGAAUUGGCUUCUACAAUGAAUGAAUCACAGAAGAAACAGCUUCAAAAUGUUUUAAACAUUGCUUUUGCAGCUAAAGGAAAGGAAAACAAAGGGAAACCUGGAAUUCUUAGUCGAGUGUUUGGGAGCAGUUUCUUUUGGAUUAUUUUGGUUGGAUAUGUUUUUCAAAUUAUCAAAAACUAUUUUUCUUAG